Messenger RNA from Girardinichthys multiradiatus, 928 nucleotides. RefSeq names its product peptidylprolyl isomerase H (cyclophilin H) (gene ppih). The transcript is spliced from 9 exons. The record is from RefSeq and is a predicted model, not a curated record. Gene Ontology annotation, biological process: protein peptidyl-prolyl isomerization; protein folding. Gene Ontology annotation, cellular component: intracellular membrane-bounded organelle. Lineage: Eukaryota; Metazoa; Chordata; Actinopteri; Cyprinodontiformes; Goodeidae. The coding region runs from base 112 to 645 and encodes 177 amino acids. Gene Ontology annotation, molecular function: peptidyl-prolyl cis-trans isomerase activity.
CCUGGUGAGCCACCAUCUCUUUAAUCUGCGCAUGCUCCAUAUAGUCGAACCAUUCAAAUGAUUCAAUUGUGAACUUUAUGUUUAGUGUUUUAUUUAAUAAAGAGCAUCAAAAUGUCUGUUCAACCAUCGAACCCCAACAACCCGAUUGUCUUCUUUGACAUCACCAUCGGAGGGCAGGAUGUCGGACGGAUGAAGAUAGAGCUAUUUGCUGAUGUGGUUCCAAAGACUGCUGAGAACUUCCGGCAGUUCUGCACAGGAGAGUUCAGGAAGGAUGGCGUUCCAAUUGGUUACAAAGGCUGCACUUUCCACAGGGUGAUUAAAGACUUCAUGAUUCAAGGUGGAGACUUUGUAAAUGGCGAUGGUACUGGUAUCUGCAGCAUCUACAGAGGCCCAUUUACGGAUGAAAACUUCAAAAUGAAGCAUUCUGCCCCUGGGCUUCUAGCCAUGGCUAACAGUGGACCGGGGACAAAUGGUUGCCAGUUUUUUAUUACCUGCACUAAAUGUGACUGGUUAGAUGGGAAGCAUGUUGUUUUUGGAAAAGUAGUGGAUGGUCUGCUGAUCAUGCGGAAGAUUGAGAAUGUGCCCACCGGACCCAACAACAAACCAAAACUGCCCAUCGUCAUUGCUCAGUGUGGAGAAAUGUGAUCCAACCAGUUUAACUAGUCACGUCAGAGAAGAGCAACAUUUUCAUCAGUUAAUGGGCGUAUUAUGAUGUUGCUCCUGUGAAUGCCUUCCCUGUACAGCAGGCUUAUUGACACCUCUAACACUGUUUAGGCUUUUUAGGAAAAACUUCUAAAAUUGCUCUAGUUUUGUUACUGUCGGUGUAUUAAAAAGCAUUUUGUGAGACUUAAUGCAUUUUGGUUUUUUUUACAUAAAAAUCUUUGCUUUCUUUCACACUGUUGAAUACAAUAAAUUGUACUUUUUCUUA